AUGGCUCAUCCUGCUACACUCAAGAGCAAGCCAGAUGGUUUCAACCUCUACGCUCGCUUCGCUCUUGCUGGUGCGUUGGGUUGUUCUGUCACCCAUAGCGCCUUCACCCCUGUCGACGUUGUCAAGACCAAGAUUCAACUCGAUCCCAUCACAUACAAUCGUGGCAUGAUUGGUAGCUUCCGCCAGGUUAUCCGCAACGAAGGCAUCAGCGCUCUAGCAACGGGCUUUGGUCCAACCUUUGCAGGUUAUUUCGCUCAGGGUGCCUUCAAAUUCGGUGGCUAUGAGUUCUUCAAUAAGAAAUUCACUGAUGCUCUCGGCGCGGAAAAGGCUAAACAGAAUCGUACGCUUGGUUACGUCCUUUCUGCUGGUUCUGCUGGGUUCUUCGCCUCGAUUGCACUGUGUCCACUGGAAGCGACACGAAUUCGCCUUGUCUCGACACCUGGCUUUGCCAGUGGACUAAUUGGUGGGUUUGGGAAGAUCUUGAAGAAUGAGGGAGUUGGCGCCUUUUAUUCGGGCUUUGGUCCUAUUCUUUUCAAGCAGGUUCCAUACACAAUCACCAAGUUUGUCGCUUUUGAAAAGAUCUCAGAGGCCAUCUUGAGCCAGUUUGACAAGUCUCAAAUGUCGGCGGGUACCUCGACCGCAGUGAAUUUAGGGUCCGGUCUUCUCAGUGGAUUUGCCGCUGCUAUUGUGUCUCAACCUGCCGAUACCAUGUUGUCUAAGAUCAACAAGACGAAGGGUCUCCCCGGCGAGAGCACUGUCUCUCGGUUGGUCAAGAUUGCUAGUGAGCUUGGUCUUCGUGGAUCUUUUGCCGGUCUACCGACGCGUCUGUUCAUGGUCGGUGGACUGACCGCUGGCCAAUUCGCCAUUUACGGUGAUAUCAAGAAACUUCUAGGUGCUACAAAGGAGUGA
Penicillium brevicompactum is the source of this 909-nucleotide messenger RNA. Its product is annotated as Mitochondrial phosphate carrier protein. The transcript has 4 exons. Lineage: Eukaryota; Fungi; Ascomycota; Eurotiomycetes; Eurotiales; Aspergillaceae. The coding region runs from base 1 to 909 and encodes 302 amino acids. Gene Ontology annotation, cellular component: mitochondrial inner membrane. Gene Ontology annotation, molecular function: phosphate transmembrane transporter activity. The record is from RefSeq and is a predicted model, not a curated record. Gene Ontology annotation, biological process: mitochondrial phosphate ion transmembrane transport.